GAUGAGUUGAUCCUAUAUUAAGAGCUAAAUCGUAUUCAGUUGGCAGAUAAUCCUAUUUAGCUGCUCAGAUCAAGGACAAAAACACUCAUUUCAAUCCAGUUUUACUUGCUUUUAGUUCCUUUUAGCAGUGAAGCUGCAGCAUCUUUGUUCAUCUUUGUGGGCCGCUGUGUUCAGAACCAACACAUCAGAACUUCAGAGGAAAUGUUCCCUCCUUCAUUCACUCUGGAUGUUUCUACAGACCUGGAACAGGAUUCCAGUUCAGACCUGAAAAGGUUUCAGCCUCAGUUUUAGCUUCAUUCUCUGAAGAAAGCAGAACUUCUCCAGAUGGUUCUGAGGAGAUCAGCCAGCAGACAUCAGGAGGUGCAUGAAGUAGUGAAGGAGAGGACAAUCCAGACCCAGAUGGUACCUGCUGAACUCAGGCUGACUGAAGUCCAGGAGAUGGAGAACAGAGCAGAACCUCCAGGACCCAUCAGUCCGUCUAUGAGGAGUGACCGGUCCAAUGAUAAACCUCCAGACUUCAAAGAACCUGGACCCUCAGAAGGUCAGAACCACAGACAGAGAGCAGAACCUCCAGGAUCCAGCUGUCCGUCUAUCAGGAGUGACCGGUCCAAAGGUCAGAAUCCAGACUUCAGUGAAGAACCUGGACCCUCAGACUCAGAAGGGAGGAAGAGGAGCAGCGUUGGUGUGGAGGAGCAGAGGUCCUGCUGUGCUUUGUGUCAGAAGGUCCUGAUGGACCCGGUCUCUACCAGCUGUGGACACUGGUUCUGCAGACACUGCUUCACGUCAUACUGGGUCCAGUCUGCUCCAUCAGGACCCUCCUCCUGCCCCCAGUGUGGGAAAAGACCCAGAAGAGGAGCUGGACUGCUGGCAGCCAAUCAGAGCAGCUGUGCUCCAGAUGUUGGUCUGCAGGAGGUUCUAGAGGAACAUAAGAUCAGUCUGAGGAGGAGAUGUGAACGUGUGACUGAAGGAAGUGAUGAACCAGGAAGUAGAACCCUCCUCAACAGGAUCUACACUGAUCUCUACAUCACAGAGGGACAGAGUGAAGAGGUUAAUAGCCAACAUGAGGUGAAGCAGCUGGAGAGAGCUUCCAGGAUCCAGAACCUCCAUGACUCUCCAAUCAGGUGCCACGACAUCUUUAAAGCCUCACCUGACCAACAUGGAGCCAUCAGAGUGGUUCUGACCAACGGCGUGGCUGGUGUUGGAAAAACCUUCUCAGUGCAGAAGUUCACUCUGGACUGGGCCGAGGGCUUGGAGAACCAAGAUGUCCGUGUGGUGGUUCUGCUGUCGUUCAGGGAGCUGAACCUGAUCAGAGGUGAGCAGCACAGUCUUCUCACGCUGCUCCAUGUUUUCCAUCCAACCCUCCAGAAGCUCCCAGCAGAGCGGCUGGCUCGCCACAAACUUCUCUUCAUCUUUGACGGCCUGGAUGAAAGCAGACUUUCUCUGGACUUCAGCCACAGUCGGCUGGUUUCUGACGUCACACAGAAGUCAUCAGUCGACGUUCUGCUGACAAACCUCAUCAAGGGGAACCUGCUUCCCUCGGCUCUGGUCUGGAUCACCUCCAGACCUGCAGCGGCCAAUCAGAUCCCUCCUUCAUGUGUUGCCAGGGUAACAGAGGUACGAGGCUUCAGCGACGCCCAGAAGGAGGAGUACUUCAGGAGGAGGUUCAGUGAUGAAGAGCUGUCCAGCAGAAUCAUCUCCCACAUCAAGACCUCCAGGAGCCUCCACAUCAUGUGUGGAAUCCCAGUCUUCUGCUGGAUCACUGCUACGGUUCUGGAGAACAUGUUGACCACAGAGCAGAGAGGAGAGCUGCCCAAGACCAUGACUGACAUGUACUCUCACUUCCUGCUGGUCCAGACCAGGAGGAAGAAGAACAAGUACCAUGGAGGACAUGGGAGGAGUCCACAGGAGCUGAUGGAGGCUGACAGGGAAGUUCUCCUGAAGCUGGGGAGGCUGGCGCUGGAACAUCUGGAGAAAGGAAACAUCAUGUUCUACCAAGAAGACCUGCAGCAGUGUGGUCUGGAUGUCACAGAGGCCUCGGUGUACUCAGGAGUUUGUACAGAGAUCUUCAAGAGAGAGAGCGUGAUCUUCCAGAAAGCAGUCUACUGCUUUGUUCAUCUGAGCAUUCAGGAAUUUCUGGCUGCAGUCUACAUGUUCCACUGCUUCACCAGCAGGAACACACAGGUGGUGGAGAACUUCCUGGGAUAUAAAUACGGUGAAACAUCUCUGGAUGACUUCCUGAAGAGAAUCAUGGAUAAAUCCCUCAGCAGUAAAAAUGGCCACCUGGACCUGUUUGCUCGCUUCCUUCAUGGCCUCUCUGUGGAGUCCAACCAGAGACUCUUAGGAGGCCUGCUGGGUCAGACAGAGAACAGUCCAGGAACCAUCCAGAGAGUCAUCACCAACCUGAAGAAGAUGAACACUGAUGAUGAAAUCUCUCCUGACAGAAGCAUCAACAUCUUCCACUGUCUGAUGGAGAUGAAGGACCUCUCAGUUUAUCAGGAGAUCCAACAGUUCCUGAAAUCAGAGAACAGAUCAGAGAAGCUCUCAGAGAUCCAGUGCUCAGCUCUGGCCUACAUGCUGCAGAUGUCAGAGGAGGUUCUGGAUGAGUUGGACCUGGAGAAGUACAACACAUCAGAAUCAGGACGACGGAGGCUGAUUCCAGCUGUGAGGAACUGCAGAAAGGCUCGACUAGUGGGCUGUGAUCUCUCACUGACUGAAUGUGAAGUUGUGGCCUCAGCUGUGAAGUCCAACCCCUCCCUGACUGACCUGGAAAUAGAUCACAUCUAUAAUUAUGGAACCUUUGGAAACUCUGAGAUGAAGCAUCUCUGUGAGAUCCUGGAGACUCCAUUCUGUAAAGUAAAGACGCUGGAAUUGAGGAGCUGCAGUUUGUCAGAGAUCAGCUGUAAACAUCUGGUCUCUGCCCUGAAGUCCAACCCGUCCCAUCUGACAGAACUGGACCUGAGCAGAAACGACCUGAAAGAUGGUGGAGUGAAGGAGCUCUGUGGUUUCCUCCAGACUCCCCUCUGCAAACUACAGACACUGAGAUUGUAUGGCUGCAGUUUGUCAAAGAUCAGCUGUAAACAUCUGGUAACGGCGCUGAAGUCCAACCCGUCCCAUCUGACAUACCUGGACCUGAGAGAGAACAACCUGAAGGAGUCAGAUGUUCAGCAGCUGCAGGAUCUUGUAAAGAGUCCAGACUACAAACUGAAAACUCUGGAGUGGAGGUCCUGAUGAUCUUAGUGGAGGAGAGAAGCUGAGCUGUCCUGAUGAUCCAGAGGUUGAAGCUGCAGCAGUUUGACUUUAAAGAGACUCUGACUGGAUCCUGAUGAUGAACUCUGACCUUAGAGA
This is a messenger RNA of Fundulus heteroclitus (mummichog), 3345 nucleotides long. Its product is annotated as NACHT, LRR and PYD domains-containing protein 12-like. The record is from RefSeq and is a predicted model, not a curated record. The transcript is spliced from 9 exons. Gene Ontology annotation, molecular function: metal ion binding; protein binding. NCBI's taxonomy places the organism in Eukaryota, Metazoa, Chordata, Actinopteri, Cyprinodontiformes, Fundulidae. The coding region runs from base 325 to 3228 and encodes 967 amino acids.